Myxozyma melibiosi is the source of this 1679-nucleotide messenger RNA. RefSeq lists its product as uncharacterized. Gene Ontology annotation, molecular function: sequence-specific DNA binding; zinc ion binding. Lineage: Eukaryota; Fungi; Ascomycota; Lipomycetes; Lipomycetales; Lipomycetaceae. The transcript has 2 exons. Gene Ontology annotation, biological process: regulation of DNA-templated transcription. The record is from RefSeq and is a predicted model, not a curated record. Bases 144 to 1526 code for a protein of 460 amino acids.
CUCCCCCCGGCCUGUUCUACUCCUGCCAGUUCUGUCUAGAAAGCAGCACAGCAGCUGAAGCAGCUUAGAGUGAAGCACCAAGCUGACAGGGAAAGGCCACCGCAGGAUCUUGAAUACAAACCAAAUAAUCGCACCUCGUCGCUAUGGACCUUUUCGAUCUGGACGCAAGAGAGUAUGACAUUGGGCCAGAGUACUUUGCGGCCUCGCUCUCCGCCCUCCCGCUCGACGACCACCGUCCGCGGUCGUUUGAUAGCUACCCUUCGUCUAUGAGCUGGAACGCCUACUCGCCGCUGCAGGACCCGCUGGAUCCUCUGGCGACGCCGAUACUGCUGGAUCAGUUCAAUGCGUUCCCCUCGCCCGCGACGCCGGUCUACGUCUCGCAGCAGUCGCUGCCCACGCCGGCGCUGUCAACCACUGCGCCGUCACUACUACACGUCGUGUCGCCGCAGGGCCAUGUGAUCUUCGCGUCGCAGACAGUCACAGAAGUGCUCGGCUACUCGCCGGCCGAGUUUGUGGGCAAGCACCUGAGCGAGUACGUGGCCGCGGACGACUACAAGCAGCUCGCGCGGGAACUGAACCGGGCGGUGUCGUCGUCGACGAUGAGUACGAACGAGGACCUGUUUACGCGCGCGUCGCGCGAGAAGAUCUCGGAUUCGGCGCGCGUGCUGUUGACGUGUCGCUUGAUUUGCAAGGACGGGCAUCAGCUGCUUGUCCAGAUCAGCGGGCACGCGUCGUUUUCAAACUCGGCUUCGUCGUCGUCGUCGUCGUCGGCGGCUUAUGGGUCGUACCAUUCGGCGUCAUACUCGCCCGGAGCGGACUCGAACGAUGAUAGUUCGGUGGAUAGUAACAGCUCGGAUGAUUAUCGCCAGUUUGGAAGGCUGAAUUCGUUGGUGGUUAAUACGCCGGCGUCGAGUUUGCUGGGGGAGUUUAAAGGGUUUGUGCUUACUGCGCGGCCGUACUCCAGCGUAUUAAGCAGCAGCAGCAACAAUAACAGCAACAGCAACAGCAACAGCAGCAGCAACACAACAGCAGCCUCACUCGCGCUAGACUCAUUUCUCGACCACAAGAUUGAAAAUCUGCGGGUAAAGCAAGUUCUCGACAGCGUGCGCGCAAACAAGACGAGCAUCCAGGUGCCGAGCAUGAUUCCCGAGGAACUUCCGUCGUCUGAUUUCUCGAUGCUGACGAAUUUUGCGGCGGCGGCAGCGCCGACGGCGACGCAUUCGCGGCGACAUUCGGCGGGGGAUGUGCUGGGGAGCUCGCAGAUUAGGCUGGGGCCUAGUAUUGCGGGGGAUUAUCUGGGUUCAGGGUUACCGCGGUCGAAGAGUAUCAGCACUACAGAUCACCGGAUUGCAAAGAAGCAGAGACUGAUGGACGACAAGGACUACAAAUGCAAGCAAUGUGGGACGUUUGACAGCCCAGAAUGGCGGAAGGGACCAGAAGGACCAAAGACGCUGUGCAAUGCGUGCGGGCUGCGGUGGUCAAAGAGCAUGAAGCGGUCAAAGCUGAGCGGGAUGCCACCAAAAUAGGAUGAGGGUGUUGAACGUGGUCGGGGAAAUGAAUUGGAUGUUUGGAGGGGAGGAGGAGGUGGAGGUGGGGAAGGCGGGGGUGGGUGGAACCCGCGCGGCGAGGAGGAGAGGAGACUUACACGCUGUACAUUUACUAACUGACUAUUUCGACGA